GCUUUGGUCCACGUUACAUGUCUGUGUUUUUGUGGGGCUAAUAGGAUGAAGUCAGUGACUUCAGCAGGGAAGCAAGUAUCCUUGCUGGUACAGAAAAGGCUUUCAAGCCCUUAUUUUGUAUUUUUAAUACUUUUAUGGGUAAGCCACAUUCGUAUGGCAAGGCACAGUGCCAAAAUGAUGGUUUUAUUGCCUCUUACCGCUUCUUGCUUUUUUUUUUUCUUUUCCUCUUUGACUGAUGAUGAAUCAGCACUUUAAAAGAACUGUUUCUAUUUGCAAACGUGCUCCUGCUUUUAAAGAUAUAAGUUGUUCCUUUUGCUGCCAGUUUUGCUGAAAAUUUAUUAACAAAGCAGAAUUAAUUUCCUUUUAAUGCCGUGAGUUGUUGAUAAGCAUACAAGAAUACUUUAAAGAGUAUUUGUCUUUGUUUUUUAAAGGUCUCAAAAAAUGCUCACGCUUCAGGAGACUGAACCAUCUGAAUUCUGGGUUGCCAUCCCGCUCACGCAUUGCGUUAUGCACUUAUAUUGAAAUAUGCUGUUGUCACUAGGAAUGCUGAUGUUGUCUGCCACUCAGAUAUACACUAUUGUGACUGUUCAGCUAUUUGCUUUCCUGAAUCUCUUACCGGUGGAGGCAGAUAUUUUAGCGUAUAACUUCGAAAAUGGAACCCAGACCUUUGAUGAUCUACCUGCCAGAUUUGGCUACAGACUGCCAGCAGAAGGCCUGAAGGGAUUCCUAAUAAAUUCAAAACCAGAGAAUGCGUGUGAGCCUAUAGCCCCUCCUCCACUCAGAGACAACUCGUCCACUGCUUUUAUUGUCUUAAUUCGAAGGCUUGAGUGCAACUUCGAUAUCAAGGUUUUAAAUGCACAGAGAGCUGGAUACAAGGCAGCUAUAGUUCACAAUGUUGAUUCUGAUGACCUCAUAAGCAUGGGAUCCAACGACAUUGAAAUUUUAAAGAAGAUAGACAUUCCUUCCGUCUUCAUUGGGGAAGCAUCAGCUAAUUCUCUUAAAGAAGAAUUUACGUAUGAAAAGGGUGGCCACGUUGUGUUGAUCCCAGAGUUCAGUCUUCCUUUGGAGUACUACUUAAUUCCUUUUCUAAUAAUAGUAGGAAUCUGCCUUAUUCUCAUUGUCAUAUUUAUGAUCACAAAAUUUGUGCAAGACAGACACAGGGCAAGAAGGAAUCGGCUGAGGAAGGAUCAGCUGAAGAAACUUCCCAUACACAAAUUUAAGAAAGGAGAUGAAUAUGAUGUGUGUGCCAUUUGUCUGGAUGAAUAUGAGGAUGGAGACAAGCUCAGAAUCCUUCCGUGCUCUCAUGCAUAUCACUGCAAGUGUGUGGACCCAUGGCUGACAAAAACAAAAAAAACGUGUCCUGUUUGUAAGCAGAAAGUGGUCCCUUCUCAGGGGGACUCUGACUCUGAGACAGACAGCAGUCAAGAAGAAAACGAAGUAUCUGAAAAUACCCCCUUGCUUAGACCAUUAGCCUCAGUUAGCACUCAGUCAUUUGGGGCUCUGUCAGAAUCACAUUCCCAUCAGAAUAUGACAGAGUCCUCCGAGUACGAGGAAGAUGACAAUGACAAUAUUGAUAGCAGCGAUGCAGAAAAUGGAGUGAAUGAAGAAAGUGUAGUAGUUCAGCUCCAGCCCAAUGAUGAAAGGGAUUACAGAGUGACAAAUACUGUUUGAGACUACUCAUGACGAAAAGUGAAUGAAUAAAAGAGUUCUUGAGGCUAUACAACACAAACAUUUAUGUAGGUAAUAUAUUUUAAUCCACCUGGUUUUUUCAGUAGGAGCGGUUUAUGUAGUUGUUCUAUGGUUUGUUUAAUCAUUACAGGUAGAUUUAUUUUUGAUUCAGGUAUUCAGUCACGCUUUGUCUUCUCAAGACAGUUUAACUGGACUCCACAAUGCUAAUGAAUAAUGUUAAUAGCAUAUGUCGAUAAAAAUCUCACACAGGCUACUUUAAACGUUGGUAUCUGCUGAAAUGGGAUUUAGAUGGAAAUAAUUUUGUAGCUACAGCUGGGUCAUACUGAUAGCAGUAUUUAUUAUGUGUAUGGUAUGUGUUACCCCUUAAGCCCAACAAAAAAGUCUAUUUGCAUGUUUGUGUAGAGUUUUCCUAAAAAUUGUCACCACUAUCAAAAACAAAAUGUAGAACAGGUUCUAUAUGCUGGUCUAUCAAAAGAAAGCAGAAGAGAUUCCGCUUUCAUCAUAAACUAGUGAUUCCAAAUAAUUCUUUGAAGAUUGCCACAAUAGCUGAGUGUAAGCUGUCCUGUUGAGCAGUUCUUAGGAUAAAGAACGUAGAAUAUAUGUUUAGUUUAAAGUAGUUCACAAAAUAAGAUCCAUUGUUAACAUGUUAAUUUAGCUUUGUUUGCUGCUGCGACGAAUGGUCUGUUUGUUCAGUGAUGAUGUGGGAGCUGGGGGAGGGGGUGACUAAAACAGAGGAGGUUUUGUUCCACAUAGAAUUUUAGGUAAGUAUUCUAUUGAUCUUCAACUCAUAUACCUCUUACUGAAGAGCAUUUUAUGCUACGUUAGUCUGAUAAACUGUGUAUAUAGACAAAUUGUUCUUUUCAAAUACCUGAUUAACAAAGCUCAGUACUUACCAGUGUAUCAUGAGAAAAGUAAAUUAUAUAUAAUGCCUCUGUAACUAUGUAGAGAGUAACAAAACAUGUAUAAUCCAAAUGCAGAGUUUUUUUUAUAUGGCCUUGAAUAAGGAAAGCUUGAAAGAAUGUUAAUAAACAUGUUUUCCACUUUAAGUAUCAAAAGGAAUUUAUUUAACUCUCACAUUACUUAAAUUCAUUUUGUAUUUGCCUGUCUUUACUGGCGUGUACAAUUGAAGAUCCAUAAUGUGCAAUUGUGGACAUCCCUUAGUAACAUUAACGUGCAUUGUACCGUGUAUCACAGUGCAGAGCUGUGUGCUGAUAACACACCAUGCAGUGGGACUAAGCUGCAAUGAAAACCUUAAUGCUUGCUCAUUUAGUUUGAGGAGAAGCUUGAAGUCCAGGUCUGUAUGCGUAACCUGGGGGGAGGGGGAGGAAGGAAGACCAGAAUACUGCUGAUAUUUUCUCCUGCCCAUCAUGCUGACACCUUUACAGCUGAAGUGUGUUCUGGAGGUCAGAAAGCACCAAAUCCUAGGCUGAGGAGAUGACAGGUGAGAUGCUUCCCUUUAUUGUUACUGAUCUAAUAGACAGCAUGGCUAUGUGCCUUCCUUUCUUAAGCCUAGCAAUGGAAAUCAAUUCACAAGGACUGGUAAAGAGCAGGGAAAGUUUAUUUUUCAGAAUGAUGCACAGCAAAAGCAUAAUAAUGAAAAAAAAGAUUGAUCUUCAGACCACUGCCACUAGCAGCUCAUCCAUGGGAUAAAGACAGACGGUGUUGCAGUGUAAAAUACUGCUUUGUCUUGCAUGUGUCUCUGAUCAAAUAUCAAAGCUGACUUCUGAAAAUUUUCUGAGCUGAAAGAUGUCUCUUAAAGUAAGUUCCUGCUGUUGCUGUGUAAUGAAUACGUGUGUUUACUCAGAACUGCAUUUCAUGUACCUCAAAACCUGAAGAGAUGGAGAACCGUCAACAGAAGUAAACUUGAAGAGAUGGAGAACCGUCAACAGAAGUAAACUUGGUAAUGUGUGCCGUAGGUAACCCUGGUUAUAGUAUUUGCUGUGAUGACAAAGAGUGAAAGAAGACUUUUUAAAAUCAGUUUUUACCUGCUGCUCUCCCUCCUAUACAGAGAAAAUGUGUGCAGCAGGCAGUGAUGUUCCUAAAUGGUCCCAUUUCCUAAGGGUAUUCAUGAAAUUUAAUUUCAGCAGGCCUUGGUAGUGAAUGUUCUAAUGAUACCCUUCAGCCCCUACCUUGCACCACAGAUAGUCUGUCUGUUGGCAGUGAGAAAGUAAAUGAAAAGAAUAGCACUUCACUACAGAUACUUUGGAAGUUUGACAUCUCUGCAUUUCUAAGUAGAAUCUAUGUAUUUCACUAAAACUUGUUGGAUAAAUCUGUCUCAAAAGCUGGGGCCUGUCCAAACCUAAUGGAAAAGAUAAGCACAGAUCUGUCUUCAGACUAUGACCUACCCAUUAUCAACAUGAAGCAGCAGUGUUUCCUCACCAUAUGCCACCAACAGCUGACCCCCAGUUGCUGGAGAUGUUUUUCUUUCGUGAAGCCCAUCCAUCAAGUUCAGCCUCUAGCUGUCCUCUGCAUAGCAAUGUGGUGCUUUAAAGAAGUUCAUUCUUGGUCACCUGGUUUAAAAAAAAAAAAAAUCUAGCAAGUAGUUUAUAACUGAUGCCUGAAGCUAAAAUAUUUAGUGGGCCCCAGGAAGCAUUUAAUUUGUAUGAAACAGCGCAGUAUCAACAGUUAUCACAAGAUAGUUAUACUGUGAUCAUUAUAAAUAUCUUCCUUUAACUUUGCACCUAACUUUGCACUAUGUAACAUGAACGAACUUCUGAAAAGGAGCCAAAGAGGGAGGAUAGGAAUUAAGGCUUUUCCCUGAAUGGAAAGAGAAGUGCUUCCUGUUGGAGGUGGGAAAAGUAUGGUAAAAAAUGGCUAGGGGAAAGUCACAAGUGUCUUCAACAGGUCUCAAGGAAUGGAGAAACGAUGGAGAUAGCAGAACAACCCUAUCCCUGCACUACCAGUAAACGACAGUGUGGAAUGGUGGAAGAGUGCCUGGGCAACCUCUGAAUGAACAGUAAUGAUGGGUCAGCCACAUGUAAAUAGACCAAAAUACUAAAAAAGAAAAGCAAUUCCUUCUGCUGUUCAGAAUAGUUGGAUGUUUCUAUUCUAAAUUCUAGCAGAAUUUGAAAUAAAGAAAGAUGAAUCUAUUCUUGAAUCUAUUAAUCUUAAAAUUACAACAGCCAUUGGCUAAGUCUGAGUGGGUGGUGUAAUUAAAACCUGUCUGUGAAUGAUUAGGGCACAGAAAGUGAGCACACUGACAUUUAUCUUCCUAAGUGUACUACAGAUAAAGUAAGAGACUGAAAUUCCAGGCUGUUCUAGUCAAGCUUUGUAAAGCCCUGAUAUUCUGCACAUAAAUUCAGCUCUCUGUUACCUGUGUGGGGUGUGCUGGCAGAGGCACAAGGAAGUGGGGAAAGAGGGAGAAGCUGUGAGGAGUUGAGGCAGUAGGAAUUACCUUCCUGAGUCUGAAGGGACUGAAUCACUUCAGAACUACCCUUUAAAAAAAAAAAACAAGCCCCAAAACCUUUAUAGCAAUUCUGUCUCUUCUCUGUAUAGAUUUAAGUAUAAAAAAUUGUGCAUACUAAUCUGUUUUUGAAAACAUAAUUCUAAUAUAAAUUCUGUUCUCUUAUUCAAGCCUUGAAUAACAACGCAUCAAAGCUAUUGAAGGAAAAAAAAAAAAAGGAGGUUGUGCUUAGCUGCCCUAUGGCCAGGAACUGCUGACAUAAGGAAAGAUGCAGUACUUCAAGUCUGUGACUCGAGUUUCUAAAAAACAGUGCCUAGCAAGAGCUAAAAGGAACAGUUCACGAGCACAAAAAAUUGUCACCAUUUCUGAAUCCUUUAACUAAAUCCAGAAUGGUGAAUUGUGAGAGUGAGUGGUUGUACACAUCAGACGGUUAGCUCUGAACUGGCAUUGAGUUACAGCACAGGAGCUGGCAGGCUGCACCCUGAGCAGUGUCAUGCUGCUAAUCACCAUGAGAAGGGCAAGAGGUACACAGCAGUGCAUGUGAUUUCAUUGUGCCAACAGAAUGAGAGAGAGAACCAGUUACUCACAUGGAACUUUGUAAUGUCUAAGGCAAGUGUUCUAUGCAUCUCAGUAACUUUCUGCAAGGAAAAAUAGAAAUACAGUUUCUCACCUGGAUCACGAUUCAGCAUUCCAACCUUCAGCACCAAAAAAUUUAAGCUCUUUUAAAAUUGUGUGUUAAUCUGGAAAUAGUUAAAUAUGAAGGAGUAAUGUUUGCUCAUGCAGGCUACUUGAGAAAUGUAUUUCAGGUAGAUCUUCCCAAGUUAUGUGCGCAGUACCAUUCUGUGGAAAAUGAACAGCUGCAUUUUAAAACGUCAUUUGAGCAACAUCCCACUGGGAAAUAGGAACAGGAACACGAAGCCACGUGGAGGUGCUGCUGAGAACAGGGCAGGAAGAAACAGUGCUGGACUGGGGGUCAGAGCACACUGCUGACAACACUGCUGCUACUGAGGUGCCAUCACUGUGAAUUUCAGCUGCAGCCUCAUCACAGAAAGAACUUAAACACAAAAAUUAAAAAUCCUGCAGUCUGAAUAUGAAUGCAAUUUUGAAUUUUAGUGUUAGGAAUUAUGCAUGUGUAUGGCAGAAGAACCACUGCAGCACAGGUGGGGAUCCCCUCCUGCUCAAGUCUGACAAAUCAUUUCCCUAAUUCAGACAUACCUGCCUAACACCUGCGUGGCCUCCUAUAAAGGCUUGGCAUUUCGUAUUUCGGCUGUUACACUGUCAGUUGUGACACUGACAACUGAACUUAGAUUUAGCACUGGAGUACUCAGCUAUAGAAGGAAGAAGGGCCUCAGAAGGGGGUGUGGGGAGUGGAAAAAAUUACCAAUAGCCUAAUUUUGUUUGGUUGGAAUAAAUUUAUUUCAUCUGUCUGUAAACAAGGUGUUUUUAAUAGUUAUGGCAUUUUUUGAAAUGCAUAUUAAUUCAGAUGAGUUAGACUGUAUCCCAGAUGUAACAAAGUGCAGGGAAAGAAAUGGACAAAUCAGCAACAAGAAUUUGUUUAAAUCUGUACAUUAUCCACAAGGCCCAACAACAGAAGCAAAUACUAGAAUGUCCCUAAAGUAGUGCCAUUCAAAAGAAACCCUCGUACUCAGUUAAAAUCCAUCUCACAAUAGCAACAGUUCAAUUUUUUUUUAAACAAUAAGUAUGGCACAGAAUACAUAUUAAAAAAAUUCAUCACAAGACAGCCAAGUCAGUUAUUCCAACCAAUACCAUCUCCCAUUUAUUCUUUUGUAUACAGAGUUCUGUAGUUCUUUUUAAAUGGACAUACAAGUUAGUACUGUGCCUGAAGGGAUCAUUUGGUUACACACGUCAGAUGGGCGCACAAGGCAGUUCACUCCGUGAUUUCUGCAGCAAGGGUGUGACAGGCCAAAUGAGAGCUUUAAAUUUGAAAUGGCAUCAUUUUGACAGGUUAGCUUUCAAACUACCAGCCUUCAUCCAAACAGCGGCUUUGGAGCAGCGAGACUCUGUAACCAGCAAGUGAUCUGGCAGAAAGACCGGAGUCGGUCAGCGCUCCCACAGCAGCCGAAGGCAGCAGUUCUCCACAAUGACACUGCAGUUUUAUAUAAAAACAGAACCACCCAACCCACAACCCCAAGCUGCAAAUUAAAAUUGGUCCUAUGAAAAACUGAAACCAGACACGCUCCAGAUGGUUAUGUUGGGAUAUCUAAUGUCCAUAAUGGCAGCCUUUUAUAGUUCAACUACAGAACAGGAGCUGGCAAAAAAAAAAAAAAAAAAAA
Molecule: messenger RNA, 7386 nt
Organism: Phasianus colchicus (ring-necked pheasant)
Lineage: Eukaryota; Metazoa; Chordata; Aves; Galliformes; Phasianidae
Gene: RNF13
Product: ring finger protein 13
Source: RefSeq, a predicted model, not a curated record